Molecule: messenger RNA, 1229 nt
Organism: Apodemus sylvaticus (European woodmouse)
Lineage: Eukaryota; Metazoa; Chordata; Mammalia; Rodentia; Muridae
Gene: Rwdd2a
Product: RWD domain containing 2A
Exons: 3
Coding region: 110-988 (292 amino acids)
Molecular function (GO): protein binding
Source: RefSeq, a predicted model, not a curated record
GCCGCGCGCUGCUCGCGCCCGCGGAACUGCGGCUGCGGUUCGGAGCGGGUUCGGGGGCUGCUUGGCUUGAGUGAGCUGAAAGGGUUUCCAAGCCGGCUGAUUUGGAGACAUGUCAGCGUCGAUAAAAGAAAGCCUUCAGCUUCAGCUGCUGGAGAUGGAAAUGCUGUUUUCUAUGUUUCCUAAUCAAGGAGAAGUAAAACUUGAAGAUGUAAACGCCCUAACAAACAUAAAGAGGUAUCUGGAAGGCACCAGGGAGGCGCUCCCGCCCAACAUCGAAUUUGUGAUCACGCUCCAAAUUGAGGAGCCCAAGGUGACAAUUGAUUUGCAAGUAACCAUGCCUCACAGCUACCCAUACGUGGCUUUGCAGCUGUUUGGACGGUCACCUGAGCUUGACAGACAACAGCAGCUCCUUCUCAACCAAGGUCUCAGUGCGUACCUCGCGACUUUCGACCCGGGUGAGCUGUGUGUCUGUGCAGCCAUCCAGUGGCUGCAGGACAACAGCGCAUCCUACUUCCUCACCAGAAAGCUGUCGGAUGGGCCGUCCGUACGAGCCAAGCCAGUCAAGAACACAUUCCUCCGCAUGUGGAUCUACAGCCACCACAUUUAUCAGCAGGACCUGAGGAAAAAGAUUUUGGAAGUGGGGAAGAGGUUAGAUGUGACUGGAUUUUGCAUGACAGGAAAGCCUGGUAUAAUCUGUGUGGAGGGCUUCAAGAAUCACUGUGAGGAAUUCUGGCACACAAUCCGAUACCCCAAUUGGAAACACAUUUCCUGCAAGCAUGCAGAAAGUGUGGAGACAGAGGGGGACGGUGAAGACCUGCGCCUCUUCCAUUCUUUUGAAGAAUUACUCCUUGAGGCCCACGGUGACUAUGGGUUGCGGAAUGAUUAUCACAUGAACCUGGGCCAAUUCCUAGAGUUUCUCAGAAAACACAAAAGUGAGCAUGUUUUUCAGAUAUUAUUUGGUAUCGAAAGCAAAAGUUCAGAGUCCUAGAACCCUAUUAAGAUGUCUAUGCUUGCUUGUAACCGCACUAAGUAUUUAUGUUGUUAAGACCAAAAUAAAAAGUUAAUGACCAUAUAGAAUUCUGGGUGAAAAACCUAGCUCUAGAGUUUGCUGACUGCUAAUGCUAACAGACCUUUUAACUUUGUCCCAGUGUAACUGUGAUGUUGUUUCCAGGUUGCUGUGUAAAGUCACACUUGAUCACCAUUUCAUUAUCAAUCAAUAAAAUGAUAUA